This is a messenger RNA of Boleophthalmus pectinirostris (great blue-spotted mudskipper), 1921 nucleotides long. It is a transcript of the gene nms, whose product is annotated as neuromedin S. NCBI's taxonomy places the organism in Eukaryota, Metazoa, Chordata, Actinopteri, Gobiiformes, Gobiidae. The transcript has 7 exons. The record is from RefSeq and is a predicted model, not a curated record. Bases 295 to 663 code for a protein of 122 amino acids.
UCCAAUCAAUACAGUAUCGUAAUUGGCGAUGCGUAAUGCGUGAUGAUGAACCUGUGGGCUCCUGGGGGUACAGGGUGUGUUCAGUUUGCGUAAGAGGGCACGCAGAUGAUGACCAGGAGGGCGGGGAUUGGUCACUGGAAGCAUGUCCGUGAGACGCUCCAAAAGUUGUGAGCGCUUUUAACUGAGCCAAGAAGAGACAGUGGAGACGAACCGAACAACAGCAACCGAACCAAGUGGAGCCAAAAGCGCGCGCAUUGGACCGAAAAGGACACGUUAAUUAUCGAAAGCGAAAGGAUGAGCAUGCCGUCUCUCAGACAACUUUGUGCUUUGUGUUUGCUUUGGUGCCUUGGAUGUUGGUGCGCGACAGAUGCAAGUCCUUACAGAGACUGGGAAGACGGUAUUCAGUUCAGACCGGUUCGAGAUCUCCAAAAUGAAGAUCUGAAUGACAUUUUAAUUAGAGAUCAAAAUGAGGAGCAAGUCCAGAAUGUUUUCAAAAGAUUUCUGUUUCAUUAUUCCAAAGCCCGUAACUCCUUGGGGCCCUUACAGCAGGAGAAUCACUCCCCCUCAGUUCACCCUCUGAUGCGACUGUCUCCAAAACUGUCCCAAAGAAGAAAGAAGAAAGUGGUGCUUUUGAUUAGGGCACUGCCGGAGGACAUGUUGUAAGAAAAAUGUCCCACUAAACAAACAAAAUUAGACCCAAGAAGAAGAAAAAGAAGGUACCGUGAGCUCCGGCGGAGAGAACACCCAACUCUCCAGACACAGGUGGAGCGAUAGCAGCAUUGUGGACUUUAAAUAAAUGAUUGUAUAUUUGCCAAACUUAGCGUCACACUGCCAUGCCUCCUAUGUGUCUUCCUGCUUGAGAGGAUAGGUCAGUAUUUUACAACAUGGGGUUUGAAAUCAGGAUCAGUAAGAACACAGUUUAAAUCAUCUUAUGUAUUUCAGCUUCCUGUCCUAAGGUAUACAACAUUUCAAGGUCUUUUUUUCCCAUUCUAAAGACAUUUUGUUUGAAGUUGUUAAUCUUUAUGGCAACACUCAGAAUGUUUCAUCAUUUUGGACCCAUAGUUAAAUCCGAUCAGUGAAAUUUAUCCUUUAAAAUUUAGCAUUCAAAAUUAAAGAUGCAUUUUUGUAUAUUUAUUCAAGUUUUUUGGUGGCGUUGGGGGGAGAGGGGGGUCAGCUUUGCUUGGAAUGUUCCAUAGUAUGGCAUUAAACUGGAUCUUAUUGUUGUUAGCAGGCUUUAUCCAUGGAGACAGAAAAGCUUAAUACAAAACUUGAGAGUGAAUGAGUAAUGGAUCUAAAAUGGAAGUCGAGAAGUGUUAUAAUGGGACAUCCAUACUAUAUAACAAACUUUAGAGCGCAAUAUUUUCGAUUCAACAAUGGUAAAUUGCAAUUGAACCAAUACAUAAUGGUAAUACAUUAAUUUCUACUUGCUUUUAAUGCCCCUCUGGUUCUUGUUUGACAAUUUUCUAACAAUUCUCUAAUAUUCAUGAGGUUAUGUCUUCUUUACGGUGCCAUUUUGACAACUUCUGACAUAUCAAAAGCUAUAAUCUUUUGUUUUGAAUUUAAGUGCUAUGGCAUGGAUAGAUAUGGAAAGAUACUUCAUCUAUUUACCAUAUUACAAACCCCAAGUAUGACACAUCUCCAUUAAAAAAUACUGGCCUAUUUCUAUGUGUUCACUGUCCCGCACAGAUCUUUCCUAUGUAGCACCCUGAGGAAAAAAAACUACCGUCUGAAAAUACAACAACAACAGGUUUAAAUAAAAAUCCUUUAUAAUCAACAGUGAAACCACCUGUUAGAAGAAAUCGCAUGCACCAAAACUGGCAUGAUCAUCGUGGCAAAGAGAUUAAACUUAUAUUGUUUGAAAUGUAUUUAAUGUCGCUUUUUGACACAUGAACAUAAUAAAAAAUAUCUAAUUUGUUUUGAA